ACCUGUUCAGACCUCUUUUGACCGAUUUAUGCGCCAGAUGGCUUCACGAUGAUGACGAUAUCGAAGACAGGUUCAUCGCGUUUCAUCUCAUUGAGCUUCAUGAGGAGCUAUAUCCGUGCGCUUUCUUAUCGCACUUGUGUCAUUCGUCUCACGUCUGGUUGUAGAUGCUCAUACGCUUUCUUGCAAAAACCAUGUCUAUCCAAGGGACAACCUGCUUUCAUAGCUGCGGCUCCUGCUGUUGCUGAAAUUGGAUCAUUCGUCUGCACCGCAUGUUGCUUGCGUAUUAUCGCCUUCUCCGUGCCAAUCGUCUCAUUCCCGGCAAGCAUCUGCUAUGGGACGGGUCGCUAUUAUCCAAAUCACUCUUCCCGCCCCACCCUAAUACAGGCGUACGAUUACUUGCUGCUCAGUGGCAUGCAUCGCAUGUUAGUAUGGCAGAAAUUAAGCGCGUCGGUGAUAAAGGUGCUGUGAUGAAUGUUGCAGAGUUCGCAGAUGGCUCAAACAAGGAGCCACAUUACAGUAUACGCACCUUGAUGAGAGCCUUGACGUUUGCUGCAGAUAUUGCAGGGCCGUUCGGGUUGCGACGGGCGCUUUGGGAAGGGAUGUUGAUGGCAUUCACUAUGGUGUUAAACGGGGGAAGCGCAGAAACUGGAUACUUCGGCUCAUACAUUUCUGACCCUGCCACUGGCAAGCUCGUAUUCAAAGAUGGCUUGCUUGUCCAUGCUCUCCGACAUGGACAUUGGAUUGUACUUGACGAGCUGAACUUGGCACCUACAGACAUGUUGGAAGCUCUUAAUCGGCUACUAGAUGACAACCGGGAGCUCAUCGUUCCGGAGACACAAGAGGUCGUCCACACUUCAUGCUAUUCGCAACGCAGAAUCCUCCUGGCCUAUAUGCAGGGAGGAAGGUUUUGUCCCAUGCCUUCCGACAUCGUUCACUUCCAGGAUGCGCCUCAAGCGGAGCUUGAAACCAUUCUCUGCCAGCGUUGCUGUAUCGCGCCUUCCUACGGCCAGAAAAUCUUCAGCGUGUUCUGUGAAUUAUAG
Molecule: messenger RNA, 1040 nt
Organism: Suillus fuscotomentosus
Lineage: Eukaryota; Fungi; Basidiomycota; Agaricomycetes; Boletales; Suillaceae
Exons: 2
Coding region: 270-1040 (256 amino acids)
Biological process (GO): ribosomal large subunit assembly; rRNA processing
Cellular component (GO): preribosome, large subunit precursor
Molecular function (GO): ATP binding; ATP hydrolysis activity
Source: RefSeq, a predicted model, not a curated record